AUGUCCGAAGGGCCGACACUCGACCAAGGCAAAUCUCCGUCUACGCUAGCAAGGGCGACUACUACCCAGUCAGUUCGAUGCUUCCAGACCGCAUUAACGACGAUUCGCAAUUCCAGCCUUCACCAUCUCGAAGAAACAGUUACUCCAUCCCACAGUCAGCCUCAAUACCCGAGAACCCGCCUCAGGACGAACCGCCUGCGCAGUAUUCCCGUCGCAUCUCGUCAGGCCCCUCUCGCCGCCAAUCGCAAUCUCAAGGAGCUCUUCAUACCCAGAAACAUGUUGCAGUCAGUUCCAGAGCAGCUACAUUUCAAACUAAGCCGAAGACUGAGGACGAGACUCCUCGAGCGAGUCAAGAACCCCUUGAAGAAGACUUCCAGGAACUCGCCCGGAGAGACGUACGCAGGCCGACUGGCAUGGGAAGCCCAAUCGCAAAAGCAGAAGCAACGACCAAAGAAGGAGCUCAAUCGCCAGAGACACGACAGCAAUUCUCUCCAGUUCCCCAGAAAGAUGGCCCAUCAGCCGGAGGAGAGUCAGAUCAAUCGCCGAGCAGGUUUCUGGGAUUGUCUGGUGCUCAAGUGCCAAGGGGACAACAGCAAGAGCAAGGGCAAGAGCAAGAGCCAACAGCACGAACCGUUGAACAAAGUGGUGCCAGGCGGCAGACUAAAGUGGUUCUGGAAGAAGAUCUUGCGCCUGCCGACGCCAAGAGUGCACAACAUGACGACAUCCCCACCUGCCGUUUUAUCGAUAGCUCAGGCGGGCCCUUCGGCGAUGACAAUGCCUGGAUCAACAGCACGGUCGACCUCUCGCGCUCAAAGAGCAUCCCAAGAUCAUCCACCAGAGAUGAAUGUGACCGAAGACUAUCAGGCGCAAACACAAAAGAAGCGCAAAUCGCACGAACAAAGACCCGUCGUACAACCUCAGGACGAGCGCCUGAUACCGCAACAGCCUUCCAGUCUGCACAAAAAAAUCAACAACCGCCACACGAAGGCCAUCGUUGUCGGUCAAGAGGACGAACACGCGACGGAAGUCGUCAGCAGUCAGAGAAAACAGAGCAGCGCCAAUCCUCACAGAAGUACCAACGGUCUCCAGAGCACCGACGCGAUCGGCGACGAUCCCCUCAAUAUCUGGACAAGCAAGUGUCCGGCGAGGGUCUACCGCUCCUAGAAGGGGUACAGCAGUUUCCCAGAAGCUUUGCCAGACAUUCAAGCCAGAUCAACAAAGGGAGGCAGCUCAAGAUCAACCCCGCGGCGAGAGUCCAGAGGUGCAACCUCGCCUGUCGCGGUACAACCAGUUCGACGGUCAUUUACUGCAACUAGAACAGGUACGCCAAUCUCCCGAACAGCGUUACCAGGAUUUGGAGCAACAAGGAGAGGGGGAGACGCACCUAUGUCGCCCACGUCACGAGGUUUGCGUGGUACAAUCUCGCCAGUCCCAGCUUACAAUAGGGGAAAUGCUCCUUCCAGAAUACAACCAUCGAAAGGUUCAUUGGGUACGACCCAGCGCGCAGAACAGAUCUCAGAAUAACAAACCCAGUCGAGCCCACGAGCAGAACCAAGCGAUGUCAUACCACCCAUGCCGCGCCGGAUGACCUCAUACGGAAUCUAUGAGUCCAGCUCUAGUGAUCCAUAUGCUUUACCCAAGAAAGCACCACGAAAAGCAGCUGCCCUAGCGC
Molecule: messenger RNA, 1672 nt
Organism: Alternaria rosae
Lineage: Eukaryota; Fungi; Ascomycota; Dothideomycetes; Pleosporales; Pleosporaceae
Exons: 1
Coding region: 78-1316 (412 amino acids)
Source: RefSeq, a predicted model, not a curated record